AUGUCGUCCUCAUUGUAUACCUCACUACUCCCUCGCGAUCCUGUCUAUGGAUUCCCCCCGAAAUCUUUCGACCCCUCCUCUCUUCCAGAUGUCGACACUGAGUUUGUUGACGCGCAAGACUUGGAAGCCUUCGAGAAAGCGUUACAGGCUCCUGAUCCGCUCCAGAACCCGACCGAUGAAGCCGGCGCCCGGUCACCGCGCAGUCCUAGUUCGUUUAGUGUGACAAAGAGGCCUUCGCAGGUUGAGACGGGCCUCGCAGAUGAUGUAGCUGCUGUCGCCGCGGCCGCGGGCGCUGCCUCCGGAGAUCUUCCUGUGCCUCCGACUCCGAGCCAAGGAACUUUUAUAACAGCGCAGAACGAUUGGGCUCCCGUCAACGAGAAGAUCUAUCGCAACCGACGCGGCUCAAGGCGAAAUAAGAGAAAGCGCAAAGGCGGAAAGGGGCAUGUCGAAGGCCUUUUGGGCACGCGAACCAAGGACGAGACCCGAGAAGGGUAUUUAUAUCAACUUUCGAAAUGGCCUUUACUCUUCUUCGUGUUCGCAUGGCUAGCUGGGCUUGCCCUUAUGUAUCUUUCAACAAGACUAUACAUCUGGGUGUAUGAGCACUUUUUCACAUGGCGAGGCCAGCGAGAGAGACUCCGAAGAAACUUGCGAAACGCUUCAAAGCACGAAGAUUGGGUAAGCGCUGCCAAAGAGCUUGAUAACUACCUGGGUCGACAAACGUGGAGGGAAGAGAAUGAUUUCGCAUAUUACGACUCCAAGACGGUUCGAAGAGUAUGGGAGCAGAUGAAGAAGACUAGGCAACGCGCCGAAGAGCAAGAAGGCAAGGGCGAGAAGGGUGACGGAGUCAAGGCAGUGGACGAACUCAAGACUUUGAUUGAGGCCUGCGUCAAGAACAAUUUCGUUGGUGUCGAGAACGCGAGAUUGUAUAGCCAGACCUACUUUGGGACCAAGAAUCUGGUGCAAAACUUUGUCGACGAAGAGGAGAAAUGCGUCAAGUUUUUGGCGAGUACUAAACAGCUCGAGAUGGAACAAAAGCGAGUUCUUUUCAAGCACGUUUACGCCAACUACGGAAGAACAGCAUUGUGCUUGUCCGGCGGCGCAGCAUUCGCCUACUAUCAUAUUGGUGUCGUUCGAGCAUUGUUGGACGCGAACCUUCUACCAGAUGUUAUCACGGGCACCAGCGGUGGUGCCUUAGUUGCGGCUCUGGUAGCGACUCGAACUAACGAGGAGCUUGACCAACUUCUCAUCCCAGCUCUCGCGGAGCGUAUCAACGCUUGUGGCGAGUCUUUUACUACCUGGCUUCCCCGGUGGUGGAAGACCGGAGCUCGGUUUGACUCCGUUGACUGGGCUCAACGGUGUGGCUGGUGGACAUAUGGCUCCCUGACAUUCCGAGAGGCCUUCGAACGUACAGGUCGCAUUCUCAAUGUGACUUGUGUGCCAGCUGAUCCUCACUCGCCAACAAUCUUGUGCAACUACUUGACAAGUCCCGACUGUGUUAUCUGGUCCGCUGUGUUGGCCUCAGCUGCCGUACCUGGAAUUCUCAAUCCCGUCGUGCUCAUGAUGAAGACAAGAGAUGGAUCACUGGAGCCAUACUCCUUUGGACACAAGUGGAAGGAUGGCAGUUUGCGAACGGAUAUUCCCAUCAAGGCAUUGAAUACACAUUUCAACGUCAACUUUACGAUUGUCAGCCAGGUCAACCCGCAUAUUAACCUUUUCUUCUUCUCCUCUCGAGGAUCAGUCGGCCACCCAGUAACACAUCGUAAGGGACGUGGAUGGCGAGGCGGCUACCUCAUGUCAGCGUUUGAGCACUACCUCAAGCUGGAUAUGAACAAGUGGCUCAAGUUUAUCCGCCAUGCUGAAUUGCUGCCGCGACCUCUCGGCCAGGAUUGGAGUCAGCUCUGGCUGCAACAGUUUAGCGGCACCAUCACCAUUUGGCCCAAGUCGAGGAUCUCUGAUUUUUGGCAUAUUCUGUCAGAUCCUGACCCCCACCGACUAUCUCAUAUGAUUCACGAGGGCAAGCAAAGCGCUUUCCCGAAGCUCAAGUUCAUUGAGAACCGACUAAAGAUUGAGCGACUGGUCGAGCAGGGACGGUCAGAUUCACGACCGUGGGCGCGACGGGGCAGCAUCCAGACUAUUCUGAGUGAAGACGAUAUCAGAAAUAUUCUUGUGGAUGACAUGGGCGCCAGCGUAACUACAGAGGAGGAAACGGAUGCUGAGGAUGUUGGUGGGCUUGGGCUUGGCAUGACCACUCUCGAUGAUGGUCCUCUCUAUGAAGAGCCGACAGAGAAGAGCGAUUCAGAAGCAAGCAGGUGA
Molecule: messenger RNA, 2313 nt
Organism: Fusarium sp. VM40
Lineage: Eukaryota; Fungi; Ascomycota; Sordariomycetes; Hypocreales; Nectriaceae
Source: the annotation of a GenBank genome assembly